AUGGGGAAAUUGUCCGAAAAUACACAAGCUGAAGAAGUACCAGAAAACGGUGCAAAUCUUGAGAUCAUGAAAGAACCUGUGACAGAAAAAGAGGAAUAUUUAUCUCUUUGUCAACUUGUCAAUCCAAUUUCACAACCUCUCGCGUCUAGAAAAUUGGCUAAAAAACUUUAUAAGUUGGUGAAGAAAUCAGCUAAAGAAAAGGGAUCUUUACGGCAUGGUCUUUCUGAUGUUAUGAAGGCUAUUAGAAAGAAUGAGAAGGGUAUACUUAUACUUGCAGGUUAUUUUCUAAAUUUUGAAUUCACUUUAACAUAUUAA
Messenger RNA from Meloidogyne enterolobii, 315 nucleotides. NCBI's taxonomy places the organism in Eukaryota, Metazoa, Nematoda, Chromadorea, Rhabditida, Meloidogynidae. The record is from the annotation of a GenBank genome assembly.